Molecule: messenger RNA, 4746 nt
Organism: Macrobrachium nipponense
Lineage: Eukaryota; Metazoa; Arthropoda; Malacostraca; Decapoda; Palaemonidae
Product: protein broad-minded-like
Source: RefSeq, a predicted model, not a curated record
CUUAUAGAACAAGCCAUUGUUUGGUCCUCUGAAAUAGUUUUGUACGUAAAUAAAAGUUGAAGUUUGUUAGCUAAGUUCAGAUCAUGUGUGUUUGUUAGCAAAGAACAGUCAAAGGGUGUUCCGUGCUAAGGAUGUGAAAAGGCAAACUUCACUGGGCUAUGGUCUUCUAUAUAUCACCAAUGUGAAAAGUUUUGGCUGAUGCCAGUCAUUAGUUGAAUGGAAAGAGAAGUGCACAAGUAUUUGCAUGGGUAGUGGUAACCAUGAAAUUCAUAAAUAUGAAGUUAAAAUAAUAAGACUGACUUAGUACAUAGUAUGAAUGGAAAUGCCCAUAGUUACAUAACUGGAUUUUUAUAUGACUUAUGAAAAGUUAGUGUUGUAACAAAUGUGAAGAUGAGCACAAAUAAUACUGUAUUGCAUUUUAGGAAAAUAGAUGCAAGUGGAAAAUUAACUGCAGAGAAUUUAUCAAGUUUUCUUCAGAUAUUGUAACUUCAACUUAAACAGUUACAAUGCAGUAUGCCAAUGUUUAGAAAAUAUCUAUUUUAAUAAAGUAUAAAUAAUUAAUUACGUACUAAGGUGUUAAGGUAAUACGUACAUACUUGUGAUGGCCAACUUUUCACAUCACCACAUGCUGUCCAAUUACUACAAUUUUUUUUGUGGUCUGAUUUUAGCCUGUCAUUUGUGAAUGAAUCCUUCAUGAUAGCUCCAUGAGAAUUUAGAAAUAUGACUCUGUGAGGUCAGACUACUUUAUGAAACCAAGAAAGUGACCAGUGGUGUUUGUUCAUAUCCUGAGGUAUGACAUAUACGUAGUAAUUUGAAGCAGUUAAAUAUUACAGGUAAUUUUGUUAAAAUGGAGUUCUACAUUUUUUGGUGCAGACUCUCAAUAAAGUAAAUCUUCUGCAAUUCAGGUCAGUGACGAAGAAAGUAAUUCACGAUAGGCCUGUUAGUAUUCACCUGAUUUAUUUUCUGAGAAUAACAAACAAAUUUUAUAAGACAGAAAUGGCAGUUGCGAAGGCAAAAGCCUCACAGGAACCUGUGGGGUCCAAAGUACAAGUUAAAGAUUUGUUGGCUCACAUGGAUCCAAUGAUUUACCUAGCAGGCACAGCUGACAACACCUCAGAGAUGUUAGCCUACGUUGCUGAUAUGGAUCCUGCUUUUCAUAAGCUCGAAAUAGUCAAAGGCCUAAGAAAGGAAUUAAGAAGCAAACUUGGGAGAGUUAUAGAAGAGAGGGCUGUUGAUUACUUGGAACAACAUAAAGGGAAGAUGCGGGCAGAUAAUCCUGUAGAUGUUCUAGUAGAGAAAAUUGGAGAGGAGGAGAUUUAUAAAAACUUUAUAAAUGAUAUUGAAGAAAGUGUUAGAACAACUGUACAGGGUAUAUCUGAACAUUUUGAUGAUGAAAUUGUAACUGGUAUGUUUUCACAUGAGGAAGAUGAACUUGCUUACAAUGCCAGCCCCAAUGGUUCUAAUGAAUCUUCUCUGAAUUCAUCGCUAAACCAGUCUGGAUUACUCUUUUUACAUCCUGCUCAAUACAACAGUAUUGCUCAGGGGCUACUGACAAAAAAAGAUUCCCAUGCUUGGAAUGAAAGUUUGAAUAUUUUGGUUUCAGACCCUGGGGAACCAGUCAUGCAAGAGUGCUGGCCUGAUCUGAAGAAAGGCCUUCGUGACUGUCUUCUUGAGGUAUCUCAUGAAGUGUUUGCUAAAGGCCUGAAAGUGCACUGUAAGUUAUUAACAUCGCAGGUGCAGAAUGCUGUUAAAGAAGCAUACCUGAAUCUUCUUGAAGCUGUAGCUGGUUUUUAUAUGUCAAAAAAACAUCUAUCAAAGAUACCUUUGAAAGGAGAGGCAGUUAACUUGAAACCAUGUGAAAACAUCAUAAGAAUCCUGAAAAUCAUCGUCGAUUUUCAAGAGGAACUACCACUUCUGUGGAUCAGGUAUCCAGAAAGAUAUGUAGAUGACAUGGUUGAUUCAACAUUCAAUCUUUUGUCUUUGUACCUAGGUAAGAAAGACAGCACAUCAAUGAAUGUUCUUGAUAUGCUUUCCAUAGUAGACAGCAACAUAUUUUGGUUCAGGAGGUGGGUUCAUGGACAGUGGGGUAGGAAUAAAACUUUCUCAGCGAUGAAGAGUAAUUCAGUAAUCUUGCUUUAUUUAGUCUCAUAUUGUAUUCAGUAUUUGGAAAAAUGUCCAGAAACCAUUGAUGGUGUAAAGUCUGUGUCUCUGAGUUCUAGUAUGGUGAGCUAUUUAAGGUUUAUACAAAAUUUCAAGUUAAUCAUGGCAAUUAUAAGUUAUUCUGAUGGUAGAAAACUCUUCCCUGUCAAUGUUCCUUCAAGGGAUGAGUUGGUAACAGUUCAGAAAAUCCUUCAGAUAUUUAUCAAAGCGUCAUGUAACAGUAAGAUGGCAAAGGAAAUUACAAUUGAGAUCAGUAACCAGCUUCAAAAAUACUGUUCAAGAGACGAAGUAAGGUGCUGGAUUCUCUGUGAUGCUGGUGCAGUUGAGACCCUUUUAAAUGAAGUCACUUCUUUAGAAGACAUAUCAGACAAGAAAGACAGCAAAGGAGAGGAGGGAAUCAAAAUUUCAUCAAUGCUCCUAAAAACAGUCCUAAGUAUUUUUCAGUCCAUUUUGUCUACGCAAGUGGGACAAAGGUAUAUAUUGCUGGGGAGAAAACGGAAAGCCAGCUCAAAGUCAGGUCUUUUAACGGUUACCAAACGCCAAGCAUGUGAAGUUAUGGACUUAAUUCAUUUUGUCUUGAAGAGUGAAACAGCAAAUGUACAUUUAAAGAAAAAAGCUGUAAGUGUUUGUUGUUCUUUACUGUCAUCCCCUAUUGGGAUACAUAUGUGCCUAGAACACCCACUUAUUGAAAAUGUCAUUGGUCAUCUCCAGAAGAAUGGAUCAAAACUGCCCAAAAGACUGCUACAGGGAGAAGAUCUUUUGAAAAUGGAGGAAGUGUUACGUCUUGGUGACUCGCAGUCUUUCCCUCUUCUUAUUGCAAUUUUGUCAACUUACAAAGGAAUUUCUCUUCUUGAAAGUGAAGGCAUUCUCUCGCUAGUGUUGAAGCAAGUCUUACCCCAUAUGGCCAAGAAUGGGAAGAUAAAUCAGAAGAUACUUUCAUGUGUUUGCACUUCAUCUGAAGGUAGUUCAGUCAUAGGAGAGCUAGGAAUUCUUCUUCCGUAUUGGGAAAUAAUUUGUCUUGCUACAGCUGGAGAAGAACCAGGACAUCAACCACAAAAAGAAGAAGACAAAGAGGAGGCUUUAAUGGCAGCCUUAGCUCCCUUGCUGUCAGUCACAGGAACAUACUAUGGCUCAAAACUGCUCUUCAGUGAAGAAGGACUUUUAUCCCAUGUCUCUCAUUAUCUUUUUUCGUUAGACAAGACUCAAGAAGAAUUGCACCGUUUGGCUCUGUAUAUUUUAGGGUCAGCAACCUCUUCCCUUGAUUCUAUGGUUGGUCUUCAAACAUCAACUAAUUAUCAAGAGCAUCUUUUAGCUCAGCAAAACCUCUCUUCUGUUGAUGAUGGGAACACAGUCAUCAUUGAUGAGAAGUCAAUUAUUCGUAACCAUAUUUUGGUUAAAUCGUACCUUUUAGGAGGAAGUGGUGAAAGAAUACUUCCCCCACUAUUUAUUGACUCUAAUUCAUCUAUUAUGCCACAGCUAUUUAGUUCUUAUCCUCCUCCAAGGAACUACAUUCCUGAAAAGCCUAUACGUUCUAUGCACAAAAGGCAGAAUGAAGUGUGGAGUUUUCUCAGUGAUACACGCCAUGGUCUUCAUGAUAUUGGAUGGUUAAAUCACUGUCGCAAAGCUGUGCGGUCAGUUCUUGUCGCAGGGGAAGACCUCAAGAAUUGGCUGGUGAUGGAUAUCAUAGAGCGGUCAGCUCGUUCUCUCUUAACAUCAGCUGAAGAGCUUUUGCCUGGGUCACCCCUGUCAGAUAAGCCAAAUACACCUUUAGCUCUCAGUUCUCCUUCAAAUAGCCCUUGCUCUGAUGCAGUACAGAUCCCGUUACCAGAGUAUUCAGAACCACAAAGGAUGAGUGAAAAUUUGCCAACCGUUUCUGAUGCCCAUCUUAUUGCAGUGGAACUCAUUUUGAGGUAUGGCAGUGAACUACAAUUGCUGACUGGAAGUGGAGGCUUUAAGGAAGGUCUAUUAGAUGUUUUGUCAUAUACACAAACUAAAAUAUUGUGCUCACAAUCUGAAAGGUGUGACUGGUUUGUUAUGGUCAUGUUUCUCAUAGCUGGUGGAAAUGGUGAAAGAUGUCGAAAUGUCUUAUCACACAUCAGUCGCGUGCUUGUCGGAGGUGUUUUGUGGCCAUCUUUCUCAGAUUCUCUUUCUGCCACCCAUGAACUUCUGCCUGGAGAAGUCACAUUUUCUGGAAUUAUUCACCAUGCCCAGCUUGUACUCAGCAUUGAAAUUCCUAUGCUGUUUUCAGUGAUACAGGCAAAUAAUUCAUGUGUUUGGAAUAUCUUAGGAGAGUGGAUUAGAUGUCUCUAUUUAGGAGUUUUACCUUGGAUGGAAGUGUGUCACUACGUAAUGAUGGUGUUGUUACAAGGACCAGAUUAUGCUGUUUACUUUGUUGUUGCAUUUUUACGCCACUUGCAGAAAAUUAUCAUAAAGUAUACAGGACACCACAAGUGUCUCACUGUUUUACAGACUUCAGCAAUUACUGGAUGGCGUAUUGGUGAGCACCUCAACUUCAUGGAAGGGCUGUCUCGCCGUCACCGACGCACUGUUCUCCCAGCCCUCUCAUAGGUCCAUUUUAUAAAUUAC